Molecule: messenger RNA, 2503 nt
Organism: Oryza sativa Japonica Group (Japanese rice)
Lineage: Eukaryota; Viridiplantae; Streptophyta; Magnoliopsida; Poales; Poaceae
Product: cysteine-rich receptor-like protein kinase 6
Biological process (GO): protein phosphorylation
Cellular component (GO): plasma membrane
Molecular function (GO): ATP binding; protein serine/threonine kinase activity
Source: RefSeq, a predicted model, not a curated record
AGGAAAUGGGUGCGCUAAAAUGAGAGAGCAGAGGUUGGAAGACAGAACAAACAACAUAGCCGUAGUGUGAUUUGCAGUAUGGUGGACAAGAUUUCAGUACUACUAAGUAAACUGUGCAGCCGGCCAGUCAUGUUUGACUCCAAUUUCGAGCUCAAACCUGACGGAAUCUGCCAUUUGACAAGCGAUGUGUUGCAAUUCGCACAGAGUUGACAGUUGAUGGCGCAAGGCUGCUCACAUGAGGCCAUUUUUUAUUUUUUUGGGCGUAAAUAAUGCCGUUAGUUGAGGGAAAGAAUCACUACCCGCAUCUUCUGCCACGAUGCUCGCCGCCGGCUAUGGCGUCCUCGCCGUCGCCGCCGCCGUCGUCCUCACGCUGCCCUCGGCCGUGCGUGCCGCGCCCUCGAACAUCUGCGACAUGGGCGUCGCGACGUACGCUGCCAACAGCACGUUCGAGGCGAACCUGGACCGCCUCGGCGCGGAGCUCCCCGCCAACGUCUCCGCGGCGCGCGCCACCGGCGGCUACGCGGUCGCCACCGUCGGCGCGGCGCCCGACCUGGUCUACGCGCUCGCGCUCUGCCGCGGCGACGUGAACGCCUCGGCCUGCGGCGCGUGCGUCGCGGCGGCGUUCGCCGACGGGAAGCGGAGCUGCCCCGGGAUCAAGGGCGCCACCGUCUCCGGGCCCGGGGACGGCUGCGUGCUCCGCUACUCCGGCCAGAGCUUCAUGAAUUUCCUCAGCACCGAGCAAUGGCAGGUCUCAGAGAUACUUUGGUAUCCCGACCAUGCCACGGACAGCAUCAAGGUGCCGGACGUUGGCUGGUUCAACGCCGCCGUCGCGAAGAUCCUCGCCGCCCUGGUCGAGCACACUUGGGCCACGACGACGAGCAACGCGACCGCCAAGAAGUAUUUCUCCACGGGUGAGGAGGAAUUCAACCCCAAGAUCUACGGAUUCGUGCAGUGCGUGCCGGACUUGUCGCCGGAGCAGUGCAAGGAAUGCGUUAGGACGCUCCACGAUCAGGCGAAAAUCCACUACAUGGGCAACAGCCUUCCGUGGGCUAGUACUUAUUCGGUGUGGUGCAGUCUGAUGUAUAGCGUUCGGCCGUUCUUCGGUGGCCGGGCGAUGCUGCAGCUCUCGCCGCCGCUGCCGCCGGCGGUCGAUACUCCGGUUGGUACUCAUGAGCCUGGAGCAGGGAAGAAAAAGAGCGUAGCAGGACUCGCUGCAGGCCUCGCUUGUUCAGUUGGGGUACUCUUGAUCCUUUCAGUUCUUGUGUUCGUUCGUUUCAGGAGAAGGACCAAGGCUGCCGAGACUGACCACCCUUUAAAGAAGAUAACGAGAGCACAGUGCAUGAUUUUUGAUCUGCCUACACUGCAAGAGGCGACCGAGAACUUCUCGGAGAACAAUAAGCUUGGUGAGGGUGGUUUUGGUACUGUAUACAAGGGAGUACUCUCAGAUGGACAAGAAGUUGCAGUGAAGAAACUUUUAGGAACAACUGGGCAUGGAUUGGAUCAACUACAUAACGAGGUCCUGCUAUUGGCAGAGCUUCAGCACAAGAACCUUGUUAGGCUACAGGGAUUUUGCUUGCAUCAAGAGCAGACACUGCUGGUUUACGAAUACAUCAAGAACGGGAGCCUGGACAACAUUCUAUUCGAUACCACCAAAGGAAAUUCACUCAAUUGGGAGCAACAGUACAACAUCAUUCUUGGAAUUGCUAAGGGUAUACUGUAUCUUCACGAGGAUUCAAGCUUGAGGAUCAUUCACCGUGAUCUGAAAUCAAAUAACAUUCUACUUGGUGAGGACAUGGAACCAAAAAUUGCAGAUUUUGGAUUGGCAAGGCUGCUAGGAGAAGGUCAUACUCAUUCUAGGACAACCAGAGUUGUUGGAACAUUCGGUUAUAUGGCACCCGAGUACGUAGCAGACGGAAAUGUGUCAACCAAGAUAGACAUUUUUAGCUUUGGUGUGUUGGUCCUUGAAAUUGUGAUGAGGAGAAGGAACUCCGAUUCUGGUGAUCAUGAUAAUGUGAAUCUCCUGACUGAUGUCUGGAAUAGCUGGACAAAAGGGACAAUUUCACAAUUCAUUGACCAAUCGCUUGAUGGGUACUCUCGAAGCCAAGCCAUGCGAUGCAUCCACAUUGGGCUAUUGUGUGUCCAGCCGGACCCUGGUGAGAGGCCUCAUAUAUCAUCUGUCAUUUUCAUGUUAACCAGGGAAAACAUGGAGCUUCAGCCACCAGCACAACCUGCAUUCUUCUUUGGGACAGAAUCGGCUUCCUCUUCUACAUCAUGUGGGCAACGCAGCUAUGUGUAUGACCGCUAUGGUUUUGCUAGCGUUUCUGUAAAUGAUGUUACACUCACCGAGCCAUAUCCUAGAUGACUGGUCUUACUAGGAGGUCACAAUGCGAAUGGGUAAAAGUCAGAGUACCGUACUGUGUCCAUACACACGUCUUAACUUUGUCCAAGGAAUCUAAUAUUGUCGCGAAGAGGUGGGAAUAAUCUCCAGUUGCUCGGAGCGUAA